Messenger RNA from Pipistrellus nathusii (Nathusius's pipistrelle), 1821 nucleotides. The record is from the annotation of a GenBank genome assembly. NCBI's taxonomy places the organism in Eukaryota, Metazoa, Chordata, Mammalia, Chiroptera, Vespertilionidae.
AUGCUUCACAAGGCCGCAUCAUGCUGGCAGCCGCUCCUGGGUCUGGCCGUGGCGUUCAUCUUCGUGGGGUCCGCCCUGGGCUGCCCGGCCCGCUGUGAGUGCUCCGCCCAGAACAAGUCUGUCAGCUGCCACCGCCGGCGCCUGGUGGCCAUCCCGGAGGGCAUCCCCAUCGAGACCAAAAUCCUGGACCUCAGCAAGAACAGACUGAAAAGCGUCAACCCGGAGGAAUUCAUCUCGUACCCUCUGCUGGAGGAGAUAGACCUGAGUGACAACAUCAUCGCCAACGUGGAGCCGGGAGCCUUCAGCAGCCUCUUCAACCUGCGUGCCCUCCGGCUCAAGGGCAACCGCCUCAAGCUGGUCCCCCUGGGGGUGUUCGCGGGGCUGUCCAACCUCACCAAGCUGGACAUCAGCGAGAACAAGAUCGUCAUCCUCCUGGACUACAUGUUCCAGGACCUGCAUAACCUGAAGUCCCUGGAGGUGGGGGACAACGACCUGGUGUACAUAUCGCACAGGGCCUUCAGCGGGCUGCUGAGCCUGGAGCAGCUCACCCUGGAGAGGUGCAACCUCACUGCCGUGCCCACCGAGGCCCUCUCCCACCUCCACGGCCUAGUGAGCCUGCACCUGAAGCAUCUCAACAUCAACCACAUGCCCGUGUAUGCCUUCAAGAGACUGUUCCACCUGAAGCACCUGGAGAUCGACUCCUGGCCUCUGCUGGACAUGAUGCCGGCCAACAGCCUCUACGGCCUCAACCUCACCUCCCUGGCCAUCACCAACACCAACCUGUCCGCGGUGCCCUUCCUCGCCUUGAAGCACCUGGCCUACCUGACCCACCUGAACCUGUCCUACAACCCCAUCAGCACCAUCGAGGCAGGGAUGUUCUCCGACCUGACCCGCCUUCAGGAGCUGCACGUCGUGGGGGCCCAGCUCCGCGCCAUCGAGCCCCACGCCUUCCAAGGGCUCCGCUUCCUUCGCGUGCUCAACGUGUCCCAGAACCUCCUGGAAACUCUGGAGGAGAACGCCUUCUCCUCCCCGAGGGCUCUGGAGGUGCUGAGCAUCAACAACAACCCGCUGGCCUGCGACUGCCGCCUCCUGUGGAUCCUGCAGAGGCACCCCACCCUGCAGUUUGGGGGCCAGCAGCCCAUGUGCGCCGGCCCCGACACCAUCCGGGAGCGCUCCUUCCAGGACUUCCACAGCACCGCCCUCUCCUUUUACUUCACCUGCAAAAAGCCCAAAAUCCGGGAGAAGAAGCUGCAGCACCUGCUGGUGGACGAAGGGCAGACGGUCCAGCUGGAGUGCAGUGCGGACGGGGACCCCCAGCCUGGGAUUUCCUGGGUGACGCCCCGAAGGCGGUUGGUCACCACCAAGUCCAAUGGGAGAGCCACCGUGCUGGGCGACGGCACCUUGGAGAUCCGCUUUGCCCAGGACCAGGACAGCGGGAUGUACUUGUGCAUCGCCAGCAACGCAGCUGGCAACGACACCUACACGGCCUCCCUGACGGUGAAAGGAUUCGCUUCAGACCGCUUCCUUUAUGCCAACAGGACCCCUAUGUACAUGACCGACUCCAACGACACCCUGUCCAAUGGCACCAACGCCAACACCUUUUCCCUGGACCUCAAAACAAUACUGGUGUCCACAGCCAUGGGCUGUUUCACAUUCCUGGGAGUGGUUUUGUUUUGUUUCCUCCUCCUUUUUGUAUGGAGCCGUGGGAAAGGCAAGCACAAAAACAGCAUUGACCUGGAGUACGUGCCUCGGAAAAACAACGGUGCUGUCGUGGAAGGGGAGGUGGCCGGACCCAGGAGGUUCAACAUGAAAAUGAUCUGA